Molecule: messenger RNA, 2196 nt
Organism: Thermothielavioides terrestris NRRL 8126
Lineage: Eukaryota; Fungi; Ascomycota; Sordariomycetes; Sordariales; Chaetomiaceae
Exons: 1
Coding region: 145-2112 (655 amino acids)
Source: RefSeq, a predicted model, not a curated record
UGGAUGACGUUCGGGUCCUCCGAUUACCUCCCGGGCCGUUUCGAACAACCUGGAACACAUGUGGCAGCCAUGUCUGCCUGCUCGACCUGUCGUCAGCAUCCGCGAAUCAUAAGAUCCCGAAGAAAACCAGAACGUUAAACCGUCAUGUCGGCUGAUCUUUUUGCCGCGUUCGGAGACCUGUCGCAGCCGCAGCAACAGGCACCGACGCCUCCGAAAAAUCAAGGCGCGCCUCAUCCCAGCACAGGCAUCACCGUGCCGGUUGCGAGCGACCCCUUAUCUUUCCUGGUCCCGGGACCCUCCGUCUCACAGACACAGCAGGGCAGCCAGAAGUCCACACCAUGGCCUCCGCUUCAGCAGCCGACUGGGGGCCAACCCAGCUCCUGGCUCACUUCGCCCGUCAAUGAGCCAGCGAAGAGCAAUGCAUGGGGUGAUAUCGGUAGCUCAGGAGGCAUCGGGAGCGUCCAGGGUCAAACCAUGCCGUUUCCUGCCGUCCAGGAGCCGGCAACAAUGCAAGAGGACGAUGAUGGCUGGGGCGAUUUUGAGGUGGCUCAGGACAGUUCGCCUGCACAGCCGGCUGCUGCCGCCAGCGCCAGCACCAGCACCAACCCAGCCCAACCCCGAACGCGUGUCAUCAGGGCGUCGACCCUUGAUCUGUUGAGCAACAGGCUGCUAGAUUUGAGUCCGGAUACGUCAGCCCCCGAGCCCUGGCAGCAGCGGCCGUCUUGGGAGACGAACACCAGGACGCAACCGCCGCCAAAACCAGCCAAGCCAGCGCGCCAUCCUGACCCAAACGUCCUCUUUGAUGCCGAUUUCGAGACGGAAAACGGCACGAAUGGUGAUGACGCCGAUGAGUUCGGUGACUUCGUGUCAGGAACGCCUGCUUCCCGUGCUCCAGAAACCGCCCCGGCAGCGUCCGCUCUGGAUCUCCUCUCCUUGGACUCGGCACCUGCAGCACCGAAGAAGCAGCCUCCAGGCUUGCUUCUGUCCAAUGCAGCGUUCAAGGCAAACCCAUCCUCUUACCCCGAAGCGCCCAAGUCCCCUUAUGGUUCGUUCCAAGAACGAAAACCAGAACCAGUGAAGCAGCUCCAAGUGAGCCCUCCCAAGGUGACCAAGGUGCUUGAAGAAUCCAAUCAAGCCUCGCCAUCGCCCGUCACCGCCUGGCCGACAGUCGAGCACGAUGGAUUUGGCGGCAAGUGGGAGGAGUUCAAGGAUCUGCCAGAGACUUCAAGUCAGCCUGCUGCUGCCGCUAAGCCCCUUUCUAAGUUGAAGCCCAACUCAGCCUCCACGUCAGCCAGAGCCACGGCCUCAGACUGGGACUGGCAGGACUGGGGCGGAACAGAAGCCGCCCCAUCCACCGAGCAAACCACCGCGCAACGCCCGCCCACAUCACGGCCCACCAUCACCGCAACCGAAGAAGACAAGCCAGGUCCCCCGCCAACAAACAUCCCGCCACCCGCCAUCCUGCUCUCGCUCUUCCCGCAGCUCCUCGACCUUGCCUCCGCCUCCCUGCUCAAGCCACUGCUCACCCUCUCCCCCUCCUCGCCAGCCUACCAGCGCGUCCUCGCCUCCGAAGCCACGCUCACCUUCCUGCGGGGCUACCUCGCGCUGGCCACCGUCGCGGCCCGCCUCAUCGCGGGGCGCAAGCUCCGCUGGCACCGCGACAAGUUCCUGGCCCAGGGCAUGUCCAUCUCGGCCGCCAGCCCCGCCGCCGCGGGCCAGCGCGGCAUGAAGCUCGCCAGCGUGGACAAGUCGCAGGCGGCGCGCGAGGACCGCGAGGCCGCCGAGGUCGCGCAGCUGUGGAAGGCGCAGGUCGGCCGCCUGCGCGCCGUCGUGGCUGGCGUCAACGCCGCGCACGCGAGGGAAGGGGGCUCUGGCUCGGGCCCGGGCCUGAGGGUGCCGGAGAUCGCGGUCGGCUUGGCGGUCAGCACGGCCAAGGGUGUGCCGACGGCGCCCAAGGCGUGCGUGGUCUGCGGGCUGAAGCGCGACGAGCGGGUCGCGAAGGUGGACGUGCAGGUGGAGGAUAGCUUUGGGGAGUGGUGGGUGGACUUCUGGGGCCACCGGGAGUGCAGGAAUUUCUGGCUCAGGCAUGAGCGGGAGCUGAGACAGCGUUGAGCAGAGCAUUCUGGCUUGCUCUUCGGUUUUGCAAGGGGUUUGGGUGGAUUGUUUGGCGUUUGGGCAGCACCACGAGGAUGCAUU